Centruroides sculpturatus (bark scorpion) is the source of this 825-nucleotide messenger RNA. RefSeq lists its product as uncharacterized. NCBI's taxonomy places the organism in Eukaryota, Metazoa, Arthropoda, Arachnida, Scorpiones, Buthidae. The record is from RefSeq and is a predicted model, not a curated record. The transcript is spliced from 5 exons. The coding region runs from base 100 to 630 and encodes 176 amino acids.
AAGUUUUCAAAAUUUUAAACGAUUCGAACAGCUCGCGAUUAUAUAGACUAUUCUAAUUUAGAAUAAAUGUAAAUUUGUAGUUCAGCUAAAAUAGGAAAAAUGGAUAAAAAUACAGAAGCUAUAGAUAUUACUUUAAAAUAUAAAAGAUCAAAGGUUGACUUGUUAGAAAAAAAGGAUCAAACUAGCAAACUUCCUUAUACUUAUGCAGAUUUAUUACCUCAGUUAGACAGUGAAAAAUCAACUUUGGCUUAUAGAUUCACAAUACCUAGACUGAAGAAGGUAGAAAAUGAAAUCAAGAUGAUUGAGAAUGAAAGAAAGAAUUUAGCAGAAUACAAACUAACAAAGAAAGGAGGGAAAUCAGUUGUGCCAGGUGGUUAUUUUACAAUGCUAAAAAGAAGAGAAAAUUACAGAAAACUUCUUAAUCAUGUUCUAGUGCGACCAAGUGAUCACAGACCUUUGCAAAAGAAUGAACAUCCUGAUAUGUUAACAGCUUCAGAAAUGGAUAUAUUGAGAUAUCAUUUUUAUAUUAUAAAAGGAUUUAAAUCUGAACAUAUAGCACCAUUUCCUGAAUCUUGGAUGAAGAAAAUCUCAAACUGGAUAGACACUAAUUUAAUAGUAAGUUUAAUAUAAUACAGUAAAACAUAUCUAAAAUGGAUUCUCUUUGAAAGGAAAUGUGUUUAACUGGAAGAUAAAUCUUAGAAUGAAACUGUUUGCUUCCUAAAAUAAUAUUGUAAGUUAGAAACCUGUUUAGCAAAAACAUGGAAUAUUUUUUAAGUACCAGCAUAAUCUAAGUAAAAUGAAAUUAUUUGUAGUAACUGCAGAGUA